AAUCAUUACGUACAGCACCGCAGUACUCAGUCGAUCACUGUACAAUAUACAAACGGACGAACAGACCACGAACUACCAAAAUGCAGGUCACAUUAGUCCUCUCAUCGUUGCUGUUGGCCGUUGCAGUCAGCGCCUACCCCGCUCAAGGCCCCGAAUCUAAGGCGGUCAUCCUGUCCCAAGAACAAGAAGUCAACUUCGACGGAAACUUCAAGAACAAAUUCGAAACCGACAACGGCAUCAAACAAGACGCAGUUGGUUACGCAAAGGCCGGUGCCGAAGGCCCAGUCUCAGUCGUCCAGGGCACAAAUUCCUACGUAGCCCCAGAUGGUUCAGUCGUCUCAAUCGGUUACACCGCUGACGAGUUCGGUUACCAUCCAUACGGCGCUCAUUUGCCCACUUCACCACCAAUUCCAGCAGAGAUCCAAGAGUCUCUCAAAUUAUUGGCCUCUCUGCCCAGCACACCCGAACCACAGUACCAGUGAACGUCUCCUAUAAGGACAGUCCCGCUCCUUUCGUCCUACAAUAAUGUUAUAUAAACUUUUUCAAUUAUAUUAUCAUUCUUCGUCUCACCCUUUCCAUUUUGCAAGACGUUAUAUUGUGCACUGCACCCACACCAUUCUUUGUACAUUUAUUAUUAUUAUGUAUUAUAUUGUUGUGUAUAAUUAUAUUAUAUAACUACCCAUUUACUAUCGUCUAUUUGAAGACAUGAACGUACAUAAUAUGAACGUAUAUAAUAAAUAUAAUAUAAUGUGUUUUUAAAAAACAAA
Messenger RNA from Acyrthosiphon pisum (pea aphid), 767 nucleotides. RefSeq names its product RR1 cuticle protein 7 (gene cprr1-7). Gene Ontology annotation, molecular function: structural constituent of chitin-based larval cuticle. Lineage: Eukaryota; Metazoa; Arthropoda; Insecta; Hemiptera; Aphididae. Gene Ontology annotation, cellular component: chitin-based extracellular matrix. The record is from RefSeq and is marked provisional.